AUGGCGAACCAGGAAAGCGUUGAGGAUAGCUUAGGAAAAUUAUAUUUAUCCCAAGAAGGUGAUGAUAACUCAAAGUCGACGAAGGAGGACAAUCUUGAAUCUAUUGCCCAAUUGAUUAAGUCGAAAGAAUGUAAAAAUAUCAUUGUUAUGACUGGAGCUGGCUUAUCAACUGCAGCUGGUAUUCCCGAUUUUCGAUCACCUGAUAUUGGAUUAUUUACCAAAGUGAUGCAAAAAUAUCAAGUGACAAGCCCGGAAUUGGUGUUUAGUAUCGAUUAUUUUCACGAAAAUCCAUCUGUAUUUUAUGAAAUGUCUCGUGGAAUGACUGAAACAGAUUAUAAACCUACCAUAGCUCAUUAUUUCUUAAAGUUAUUAGCUGAUAAGAAUUUACUCUUGCGACAUUAUACACAAAAUGUUGAUGGAUUAGAUUUAGCAGCCGGUUUAUCCGAAGAUAAAGUGGUCACCGCUCAUGGUACUAUGUACACCGCACAUUGUACAACUUCGGAAUGCCAUACCAAGUAUACUUUGGAAUGGUUGAAACAACAAUUAUUAAAAACUCCAGAUAUUACCGUACCACGUUGUGAUAAAUGUCAGGGCGUAAUAAAGCCCGAUGUUGUCCUUUAUGGUGAACAGCUGCCAAAUAAAUUCUUUACUAUGCGAUCUGCUGAUUUCCCAAAUUGUGACUUACUGAUUAUAAUGGGAACUUCGUUGAAAGUCGAACCGUUUGCAUCGUUAGUUGAACACGUUCCAGAGCAUGCUCCACGCUUGUUGAUCAAUUUAGAAGAAACUGGCCAAGAUCAUGGUAUGUUUAGUCGAUCACCUAGUCAAAUUGGUGGAAUGGUUAAGCACCUUCUUGGAUGGAAUUCCAAUCGGAAAGAUAUAUUUUGGAAAGGAAGUUGUGAUGAUGGUUGCUUGAAACUUGCAGAUUUACUUGGUUGGAAGCAGGAGUUGUUAAAGUUGAAAGAAGACCAACAAAAGAAACCAAGCCAAGAUACUCUACCGAACGUUAAAUUGUAA
This is a messenger RNA of Trichoplax adhaerens, 1014 nucleotides long. RefSeq lists its product as uncharacterized. NCBI's taxonomy places the organism in Eukaryota, Metazoa, Placozoa, Uniplacotomia, Trichoplacea, Trichoplacidae. The transcript has a single exon. The record is from RefSeq and is a predicted model, not a curated record. Bases 1 to 1014 code for a protein of 337 amino acids. Gene Ontology annotation, molecular function: NAD+ binding; histone deacetylase activity, NAD-dependent.